Nicotiana attenuata is the source of this 717-nucleotide messenger RNA. RefSeq names its product GDSL esterase/lipase At5g03980-like. The record is from RefSeq and is a predicted model, not a curated record. Lineage: Eukaryota; Viridiplantae; Streptophyta; Magnoliopsida; Solanales; Solanaceae. Bases 1 to 717 code for a protein of 238 amino acids. The transcript has 6 exons.
AUGGCAAGUAGCCCUAAUUUUUGUGAUUUGUUUGUCCUGUUGGAUUGUCCAGAAAACCUAAAUACAUCUCUUUUCCUAGUUGGAGUAAGAAGAGGAGACGAUCUCAAUUUUGGCUUAUUUGAAGGUAAAACGGUGGAAGAGUUGACAAUCAUCGUCCCAAACAUUAUUCAGACUAUUAUUAAUGCUAUUGAAAAGGAUUUAUAUAAUUUGGCAAUCAUCUACAAUCAUCACUUGCAACAAGCCAUUGAUGAGCUGAAGAAAGAGUAUCCAAACAUUAUACUCGUUUAUGUUGACUACUACAAUGCCUAUCUGUGGCAAAGAUUUGACAAAAACUCACUACAGAAAACUUGUUGUGAAUUAGUAGAUUACAAUUAUGAAGCAAGUGCAAUAUAUGGAGCUCCAGGAGUUGUAGUGUGCGCUGAUCCCAAUGGUCGCAUCAGUUGGGACGGAAUUCAUUCGACAAAAGCAUCAUAUAAAUGGUUGGGCUUGUGGGGAUCAGAAGAGUUGAGUUUGGAGGGAUUCUUGCAAACUUCGAAAGAGAAAAUCUGGUACAACAUUGUUGCUGUCUCAGAAAUAGAAAGUAAUAAUUCACUUCAUGCAUGGUUGCAGACAGUGGCAGACCCAGAACUUUAUGCAAGCGGGUUCAGACACAUACUGAAAUCCUCGGCCACAAUCGACAGUAUGAGCGACACUGAGUUAACAAGCAGAGUUUACUAA